AUGGCCCCUUCUUCAUGGUCGCAAGCCGACUCCACCUUCGACAACGAUCGCUCGACCGUGGGCGCACUCGCCCGCCGCCACAGCAUGGGCGAGCGCGCACCGUCUCCUUCCCCCACUCAAACCUCGGAGUCGUCGCAAUACACCGUCGCUCCGUCGUCGCUCUUCCUCGGCAAGGACGGGGAAGUGCUCGACAGUGUCCCUCCGCUUCCUCCCAUGCCCCUUGCUCCACAGCGCCGGGCGAACCUCGAUGACCCCGCCAGACGCGCUCUCCCCCGAGCGCCAUCCUCGACGGAGCGUUCGAUCCGGCGUGGACGCGUCGAUGUUCUCUACGAACACUCAAAGCAGUGCCACGGCGGCACUCCCCCCACGCGCAGAGACCCGGGAGCAGUGACGCUGAAGAACAAGGUGGCAGUACUGGAGCUCGAGGUCGCUCGGCUGCGGCAGCAGCAGGAGUUGUAUGUGGAGGAAGCACCCCCGGAUUAUUGGCAGCAGCAGGGAAGGGCGAGUGAGCUGCAUGGAGGGAAAGGGAUGUUUACGGGGCGAAAACGUGAGGUUCAAUAUUCUCUGACCAUAGUCGUUCGUUUGAUAUAUCAUGCGGCGGCGCCCGCGAUCGAGUGCCCGCGAUCGCUCGUCACUGCGGUGGCCGGUCUCGUGCGGUGA
Epithele typhae is the source of this 660-nucleotide messenger RNA. RefSeq lists its product as uncharacterized. The transcript has 3 exons. The record is from RefSeq and is a predicted model, not a curated record. NCBI's taxonomy places the organism in Eukaryota, Fungi, Basidiomycota, Agaricomycetes, Polyporales, Epitheliaceae. The coding region runs from base 1 to 660 and encodes 219 amino acids.